Molecule: messenger RNA, 1860 nt
Organism: Candida tropicalis MYA-3404
Lineage: Eukaryota; Fungi; Ascomycota; Pichiomycetes; Serinales; Debaryomycetaceae
Product: tRNA dihydrouridine synthase
Exons: 1
Coding region: 1-1860 (619 amino acids)
Biological process (GO): tRNA processing
Molecular function (GO): flavin adenine dinucleotide binding; tRNA dihydrouridine synthase activity; RNA binding
Source: RefSeq, a predicted model, not a curated record
AUGACUUUACCAGAGAAAAGACCAGUUGAAGACUCAGCUGAAGUUGAGACCAAGAAACAAAACACAGCAAGUUAUGUUAAGGGUGUUGCUGCUAUUAAACCAGAAUAUUUAGCCCCAGUCAGUGAAUCAGCAACUGCUAUUGAAUACAAUGAUGAUGAAGCUGAAGGUGGUGGUAGAGAUGCAGAAGAAACAGAUCAACGUGGUAAUGGAAGAGGAAAUAGAAAGAAGAAUAAAGGUCAAAAUCAUAAACGUAAAUUGAAACAAAAGAAAGAUACUAUUAAAUUAUGUGCUUCUUUAAUUGAUCCAGAAGAUGAAUCAGUUGUUUGUUCAGCUGGUGGUGCAGAAAACUGCAAAUUUCAUCAUGAUGUUGUAUCUUAUUUGGAAUCAAAACCAGAAGAUAUUGAAGGAGUUUGUCCUGUUUUUGAAGCCAUUGGUUAUUGUCCAAGUGGUAUCAAAUGUAGAUGGUUGAAAUCACAUUAUAAUAAAGAAACAUCAAAAUUAAUCAAAGAUCUAGAAAAAUUUGAAGUUGCUAAAAAGACCAAUUGUGAAGUUAAUGUUAUUGAUAAGAAUAAUAAAUUUGACAUGCAAAAGAAGAAAUAUGACUAUACUAUUUCUGCUCCGGUUAUUAAGUAUUUGGAUUCUCUGGUUAAAAAUGAAAAGAAUGAAAAUCAAGAAGAACGUAAAGAUAAUGAAGCUGAUUAUGUUGAAGCGCCAUUCAAAAUUGCAGAAAAGAAGAAACUUCAUUUACGUAAUGCUAAAAUCGUUUCACCAUUGACAACUGUGGGUAAUUUACCAUAUCGUCGAUUAAUGAAAACAUUAGGUGCUGAUGUUACAUACUCAGAAAUGGCACUUUCAGUUCCAUUAAUUCAAGGUCAUAAUCCAGAAUGGGCAUUGCCAAAGGCCCAUAUUAGUGAAUAUCCAGGUUUUGGUGUUCAAAUAGCAAGCAGUAGACAUUGGCCAGCUGCUAAGGCUGCUGAAGCAAUUUAUAGAAACACCAAUCAUGUUUCCGAAUUGAACUUGAAUUGUGGUUGUCCUAUUGAUUUGUUAUAUAAACAAGGUCAAGGUUCUGCAUUGAUGGAUCAACCAAGUAAAUUAUUACGUAUUUUACAUGGUAUGAGUGCUUCUUCUGGUGAUAUUCCUGUUACUGUUAAAAUUAGAACCGGUGUCAGAGAAGGUAAAAACACGGCCAAAACUUUAGUUAGAAGGGUCUUGCAAGAAGGUAAUACAGCUGCUAUUACAUUACAUGGACGUUCUAGACAACAACGUUAUUCCAGAGAAGCCGACUGGGAUUAUAUAGCUGAAGUUGGUAGUGUUGUCAAAGAAUGGAAUGAAAAUCAAAAGGAAGAUAAAGAUGCUACUGAUAUUCAACCUGUUUAUUUUGUUGGUAAUGGUGAUGUUUAUUCUCAUGAAGAUUGGUAUAAUCAUGUCAAUACUGAUGGAAUUGAUUCUGUUAUGGUUGCUAGAGGUGCAUUGAUCAAACCAUGGAUUUUUGAAGAAGUCGAAGCUCAACAAUAUUUGGAUAAAUCUUCAAGUGAAAGAUUGGAUAUGUUGGGUAAAUUUGCCAAAUAUGCUGUUGAACAUUGGGGUUCUGAUGAAUAUGGUGUUGGUAUGGCUAGAAGAUAUAUGUGUGAAUUCUUGGGUUUUACACAUAGAUAUAUCCCAGUUGGUAUUAUGGAAAGAUUACCUCCAAAAUUGAAUGAAAGACCACCUAAAUGGGUUGGUAGAAAUGAAAUGGAAACAAUGCUUGCAUCUACUGACUACAAAGACUGGAUCAAGAUUACUGAAAUGUUCUUGGGUAAAGCAUCUGAAGAUUUUCAAUUCAUUCCUAAACACAAGAGUAACGCCUAUGAAACUAACUAA